AGUGCCACAGGGAAAAUAGAGGAAUUCUUCCUAUUUGGUUCCUUCCUGGAGGCCACCAUGAUCGACAGGAAGAUCGGCGAUAAGCCAAUCAGCUUCGAGGUCACAAUAGGUAAGUAGUACACUCCAGGGUAUACAGUAAUAACUUAACAGACUCAAUUAUCAUUAGUAUUGGACUAAAAAGAGUAGUCAAUGAUUUGUAUGUUUGGCAUGUAAAUAACAAAAACACAACCAUACAAUUCUACUACUGUCUCUACUUUUCCCAUUUCCUUCUCCCAGGAAACUACGGCAACCAGAUAGACGGAGUGAGCAAGCCCUCCGCAGCUAAGAAGAAGAAGAAAGAGGGAAGAGGAGAGAGUGAUGAGGAAGAGUCAGAGCUGAUCCAGCAGAACUCCAGUGAGGACGAGGUGGAUGAUGAUGGGGAUCUGGUGUCUGUGUCCUCCACCCCUCCCAUGAAACCUGUCAUCACAGACAGGUCAGAGGACAGGGGUUCAAGGGUCAGGAUCAGGGGUGGUGGGUUAUGUUCUGUCAGUUCCUCCUGGGUCACAUCUAAAGCCUGGGUUCUGGCUAGAAAUAUUGUUUUGCUUAUGGCGUGUCACAACUCAAGAUAAAUCUGGGAACCACUUGGUCUAGAUCUUCCUUAUUCAUAGAACACAAUGUAGCCUAUACAGAUAUGUGUCACAAAGUACUAUAACAUUAAAAGAAUGUAGAUAAAAAAUUGUAUGGUACAAAGUACACUGCAAGUAGAAAAAAAUAGAAAUAUGAAAGAAAUCCGUUACCAUUGAUCUUAUUCUCUGAGGGACUCUGAUAAUGUCAACACUCUAGAUCAUAUCGAUUCUACACAGCCUUUGGAAACCUUUUUUAUUUUGCCAACCUCAGGAACUACUUCCACCUGCCCUACUUUGAGAAGAAGCCAUGUAUCUACAUCAAGAGCUGGUGGCAGGACCAGAGGAGACGACUUUACAACUCCAACAUCAUGGACAAGAUUGCAGACAAAAUGGUCAGUAACUACUCAUGUUGAAUGUGCACCAGCAGGAUAAUAAUUAGAUGAACCCCAAUAAACUCAAGGCAUUACUGUAUGCACUUGUUUGUGUUUAUGGGUUGUGUCUGACAGGAGGAGGGUCUGAAUGACGUACAGGAGAUCAUUAAGACAGAGAAGGCCUAUCCAGAACGCCGACUCCGAGGGGUGCUGGAGGAACUCAGCACUGGCUGCAAGUGAGCUAACAUUACAACAGCUGGUGCACAAAAUCAAAUACUAAGGAAGUCUUGAGGUUUUGCUCGACUGAGUUAGAGUAUCUUAUGAUAAGCUGUAGACCACACUAUUUACCAGGAGAGUUUUCAUCUAUAUUUUUCAUAGCUGUCUAUUUACCACCACAAACCAAUGCUGGCAUUAAGAUUGCACUGAAUGAGCUGUAUAAGGCCAUAAGUCAACAGGAAAAUCCAGAGGCAGCGCUCCUAGUGGCCGGGGACUUUAAUGCAGGGAAACUUAAAUCAGUUCUACCUAAUUUCUACCAGCAUGUGAAAUGUGCAACCAGAGGAAAAAAAACUCUAGACCAACUUUACUCCACACACAGAGACGCAUACAAAGCUCUCCCUCGCCCUCCAUUUGGCAAAUCUGACCAUGACUCUAUCCUCCUAAUUCCUGCUUAUAAGCAAAAACUAAAGCAGGAAGCACCAGUGACUCGGUUAAUAAAAAAGUGGUCAGAUGACGCAGAUGCUAAGCUACAGGACUGUUUUGCUAGCACAGACUGGAACAUGUUCCGGGAUUCUUCAGAUAGCAUUGAGGAGACACAGUCACUGGCUUCAUCAAUAAGUGCAUUGAUGAUGUCGUCCCCACAGUGACCGUACGUACAUACCCCAACCAGAAGCCAUGGAUUACAGGCAACAUCCGCACUGAGCUAAAGGGUAGAGCUGCCGCUUUCAAGGAGCGGGACUCUAACCCGGACGCUUAUAAGAAAUCCCGCUAUGCCCUCCGACGAACCAUCAAACAGGCAAAAAGUCAAUACAGGACUAAGAUUGAAUCGUACUACACCGGCUCUGACGCUCGUCGGAUGUGGCAGGGCUUGAAAACAAUUACAGACUACAAAGGGAAGCACAGCCGCGAGCUGCCCAGUGACACAAGACUUCCAGACGAGCUAAACCACUUCUAUGCUCGCUUCGAGGCAAGCAACACUGAAGCAUGCAUGAGAGCACCAGCUGUUCCGGAUGACUAUCUGAUCACGCUCUCCGUAGCCGAUGUGAGUAAGACUUUUAAGCAGGUCAACAUUCACAAGGCCGCAGGGCCAGACGGAUUACCAGGACGUGUACUCCGAGCAUGUGCUGACCAACUGGCAAGUGUCUUCACUGACAUUUUCAACAUGUCCCUGACUGAGUCUGUAAUACCAACAUGUUUCAAACAGACCACCAUAGUCCCCGUGCCCAAGGACUCUAAGAUAACCUGCCUAAAUGACUACCGACCCGUAGCACUGACGUCUGUAGCCAUGAAGUGCUUUGAAAGGCUGGUCAUGGCUCACAACAACACCAUUAUCCCAGAAACCCUAGACCCACUCCAAUUUGCAUACCGCCCCAACAGAUCCACAGAUGAUGCAAUCUCUAUUGCACUCCACACUGCCCUUUCCCACCUGGACAAGAGGAACACCUACGUGAGAAUGCUAUUCAUUGACUACAGCUCAGCAUUCAACACCAUAGUGCCCUCAAAGCUCAAGGAUCCUGAGACUAAACACCUCCCUCUGCAACUGGAUCCUGGACUUCCUGACGGGCCACCCCUAGGUGGUAAGGGUAGGUAACAACACAUCUGCCACACUGAUCCUCAACACGGGGGCCCCUCAGGGGUGCAUGCUCAGUCCUCUCCUGUACUCCCUGUUCACCCAUGACUGCAUGGCCAGGCACGACUCCAACACCAUCAUUAAGUUUGCCGACGACACAACAGUGGUAGGCCUGAUCACCGACAACGAUGAGACAGCCUAUAGGGAGGAGGUCAGAGACCUGGCCAUGUGGUGCCAGGAUAACAACCUCUCCCUCAACGUGAUCAAGACAAAGGAGAUGAUUGUGGACGACAGGAAUAAAAAUAGGACUGAGCACGCCCCUAUUCUCAUCGACGGGGCUGUAGUGGAACAGGUUGAGAGCUUCAAGAUCCUUGGUGUCCACAUCACAAACGAACUAUCAUGGUCCAAACACACCAAGACAGUUGUGAAGAGGGCACGACAAAGCCUAUUCCCCCUCAGGAGACUGAAAAGAUUUGGCAUGGGUCCUCAGAUCCUCAAAAAAGUAUACAGCUGCACCAUCGAGAGCAUCCUGACUGGUUGCAUCAUCGCCUGGUAUGGCAACUGCUUGGCCUCCGACCGUAAGGCACUACAGAGGGUAGUGCGUACGGCCCAGUACAUCACUGGGGCCAAGCUUCCUGCCAUCCAGGACCUCUAUACCAGGCGGUGUCAGAGGAAGGCCCUCAAAAUUGUCAAAGACUCCAGCCACCCUAGUCAUAGACUGUUCUCUCUGCUACCGCACGGCAAGCGGUACCGGAGUGCCAAGUCUAGGUCCGAAAGACUUCUCAACAGCUUCUACCCCCAAGCCAUAAGACUCCUAAACAGCUAAUCAUAACUACCCGGGCUAUUUGCACUGCCCCCCCCACCCCCCCACCCCAUCAUUUUACGCUGCUGCUACUCUGUUAAUUAUUUAUGCAUAGUCACUUUAACUCUACCCACAUGUACAUAUUACUUCAACUACCUCAACUAGCCGGUGCCCCCGCACAUUGACUCUGCACCGGUACCCCCCUGUAUAUAUAGCCUCCCUACUGUUAUUUUAUUUUACUUCUGCUCUUUUUUUCUCAACACUUUUUUGUUUUAUUCUACUUUUUUUAUUAAAAAUAAAUGCACUGUUGGUUAAGGGCUGUAAGUAAGCAUUUCACUGUAAUGUAUAAUAUAAUACCUGUUGUAUACGGCGGAUGUGGCCAAUAAAAUUUGAUUUGAUUUGAUACCACAGCCAUAAUCACUUCUGCUGUUACAGUGACUGGGCUGCCAUAGCCAGAGACACAGUGAUGACAACCAAAACAUCUUCUCUAUGUGUGUCUGUGUUUUUACUUUCAGUCGUUUCGUCACUUUGGCCAACAAGGACCAGAACCAGGCAGGCAGAACUAAACUGGACAAAGAGAGACUCAAGUCCUGCAUGAGAGAGAUGGUACAGUGCUGCUCUGAGAGAGUAAAGGCGAGAGUUGUUAUGGUUAUGAAUCUAUCCUUGUGUAGCACAGUGUGGGAAUGUUUAUAUUGUCAUAUCCUUCUCUGUAGGAGAGCAUGGGGCAGCAGGCCAAGCUGAUUCGCUCCCAGGUGAAGAGGAACACAGUUAGAGACAAACUGAAGAUGGUUCAGAACUUCCUGCACAGGCUCCGUUUCCUUGCCGACGAGGUACAGUACAGAUUCUGUUACACUCAACUUUGUUAUAACACAUUCUAGCUGCAUUGACAGAGCCUUAUAGAGAGAGCACAGGCAACCUCCCAACAGUGGAUCCUAGCUCUCCAUUAUAAAACACUAGCAUAAUAAUAACCAAUCACUUUGUACAGUAAAGAGUACCACUGUGCAACAACAAACUACACUCAUAAAAUGUCAUUCACCGUUACAAGGGUGUGCAUCCUUGUGUUGAUCAAUAUUAUUAAUGUUAUGCACAUGAAUUUCAGCCUGUAUUGACUGCUAUGUGGGUGUCAAUAAAACGUUGAACCUAUAUCCUCUGUGCCCUCCAGCCCCAGCACAGUAUCCCAGAUGUGUUUGUAUGGAUGAUGAGUAACAACAAGCGUAUCGCCUACGCCCGCAUCCCCUCUAAAGACAUCCUCUACUCCAUCGUAGACGAGGAGACAGGCAAGGACUGUGGCAAGGUCAAAGCUGUCUUCCUCAGGGUACGUGAACCUUCUUGGCUCUCUCCACCCUCCGCUUCUUCCUCACCCUCAUUGUUUUGUUUUAUAACCCAAACAAACUGAUGAAAGUUAAUUUACCUUAGUAUUGCUGUUGUAUGUCUUUGGCCUUGUGUCUUUAGAUCCCAAGCUAAGAUUAAGAUGUUUCUAUGGCUGAUGAAAGUUAUAUAUCACUAUAACGUUGCUUUAACGUUUGUGUCCCCAGCUGCCUGGUAAGAAGGGGUUUGGUCCUGCGGGAUGGACAGUGCAGGCUAAGAUGGAGAUGUACCUGUGGCUGGGCCUCAACAAACAGAGGAAGGACUUCCUGUCUGGCCUGCCCAAUGGCUUUGAAGAGAACAAGGCUCCCAGGACAAGCCCCUGUUUGCAGUCUGUACCCCCCGUCAGUCUGGUCUAUAACAGUAAGUCUGUCUACAGUCUGUACCCCGCAUCAGUCUAGUCUAUUACAUUAUACAGUAUAGUCAUUUAGCAGACGCUCUUAUCCAGAGCGACUUACAGUUAGUGAGUGCAUACAGUUUUUUUUGUCAUACUGUCUAUAACAGUAAGUCUGUUUACAGUCUGUAACCCCUAUAUACUGUGGCUAUAGUGAGUGAGCAGAUGCUUUAUAUGUUAGCUAAGUUGUGUAUUUGCACACUCCAUUACCUAGUCCCAUUUAUUGAAGUAUGUACUCAAGUGUUGAUGGCUCACACCUUUGCGUCUCUGUGUCCUCUCUCUGCUCUGCUGUGUAUCUGAGUGUUGUCUCAUCUCUGUGUCCUCUCUCUACUCUGCUGUGUAUCUGAGUGUUGUCUCAUCUCUGUGUCCUCUUUCUGCUUGCUGUGUAUCUGAGUGUUGUCUCAUCUCUGUGUCCUCUCUCUACUCUGCUGUGUAUCUGAGUGUUGUCUCAUCUCUGUGUCCUCUCUCUACUCUGCUGUGUAUCUGAGUGUUGUCUCAUCUCUGUGUCCUCUCUCUGCUCUGCAGUGAAGCAGGUGUUCCAGCUGAGGGCUCAUAUGUACCAAGCCAGGAGUCUGUUUGCUGCAGACAGCAGUGGCUUGUCAGACCCCUUCGCCAGGGUAUUCUUCUCCACACAUAGCCAGGUCACUGAGGUAAGGUGUGUGUGCAUGCAUGUGCAUGUGUGUAUGUGUGUGUGCCAGUGUGUGAGUGCAUGUGCGUGUGUGUGUGUAUGUGUGUAUGUGUGUGUGUAUGUGUGUGUAUGUGUGUUAAUGCUUGUGUGUCUGUGUGUUUUAGGUCCUGAGUGAGACUUUGUGCCCUACGUGGGACCAGCUGCUGGUGUUUGAUGAUGUUGAGCUGUUUGGGGAGGCCGGCGAGCUACGAGAUGACCCACCUAUCAUUGUGGUAGAAGUCUACGACCAGGACACUGUGGUAUGACGAGAGAGAGAGAGAGAGAGAGAGAGAGGAGAGAGAGAAGAGAGAGAGAGAGAGAGAGAGAGAGAGAGAGAGAGAGAUCAAUCACAAAAUGAUCAUUAUUUGGCUGAUAAUGGGGGCCUCAAGUCAUGCAAGAGGUAGGACAGGCUAUUUUACAGGGCAUUCCCAAACUAGGCUUGCAGUCUGUCCAUGACAUAGCCAUAAGCAUGUCCCUCUUGCAUUCCUCCAGUAGUGGUUGUAGACAUGGUUGUGUUUGAUAGCUGAAACAGUAGUUGGUUGGUUGCAGUCGUUUGGUUGAAGUGUUUACUCUACCAGUCAUGCAUGCUUCUCAUAAACUGAUGGAACCCCAUAGUGAUAUGACCCCUGGUAGGACUUCUUUCAAAUUCUGUUAGCCUUACAGUAGCUAGCAUGUUCUCUGAACAGUACCCACUUUAUACACCAUUUUCAGUACUAUGCCUGUGCUUACACUGGCCCUCAGUGGCCAUGACAAGAAAUACACCCCAGAAACAGGUUUCUAACUUUGUUUUUCUUUCUAAUGUUGUCUCUGUGGCGUCCAGGGCAAGGCAGAGUUCAUUGGUCGGACGUUUGCUAAGCCCAUCACUAAGAUGUGUGACGAGCACUACUGCCCCCCGAGGUUCCCUCCGCAGCUAGAGUACUACCAGAUCUACCGUGGUAACUCUACCGCCGGUGACCUACUGGCUGCCUUCGAGCUGCUGCAGGUGAGCUGAUCACACACACUCGCACACAUAGACAUGUGUGCACACUGCAAGUACACACACACACACACAUCAGGAACAUGCACGUAUAUACACCAGGAACACGCACGCACGUGCACACACACACACACACACACACACACACACACCAGUGGAGACUGCUGAGGGGAGGACGGCUCAUAAUAAUGGCAGGAACAGAGCGAAUGGAAUAGCAUCAAACCAUGUGUAUUUGAUACCAUUCCACUGAUUCUGCUCCAGCCAUUACCACGAGCCUGUCCUCCCCAAUUAAGGUGCCACCAACCUUUUGUGACACACAUACACUAGGAACUAAAUAACAUGCCAGGAACACACUAAGAGCAUGCCAGUGACAUGCAUGGAAAGAAAAAUACACACCGACACACAAGAAGUUAUUAGACAAAUGGAUCACGUAGAGCAGGGUUCUUCAAUUCCGGUCCUGGAGGGCCGAAACACUUCUUUUUUUUAUUUCUACCUGGUAGUUAAUUGCACUCACCUGGUGUCCCAGGUCUGAAUUAGCCCCUGAUUAGAAGGAGAGGAUGAAAAACAGAGGUGUUUCGGCCCUCCAGGACCGGAAUUGAAGAACCCUGAUGUAGAGAAUGACCGUCAACAGAUUUAUCAAUUGCAUGGAACAUGCAACUGCUGAACAGUUGUGCACGGAGCACGGUGACGAGCUGAUUCAUCAGCAAAUCUUGAAAAGAAGGCUCUCUUUCUUUCCCUCUCUAUAUUUCCUUCUCUUCAUCUGUCUGUUAUUCAUUUCUAUUUCAUCUAAUUGUCCGUCCUUCCACAAUACCUCCAUGCCUCUCCUGUCCUUCUUCCUCCAUGCCUCUCCUCUCCUUCUUCCUCCAUGCCUCUCCUCUCCUUCUUCCUCCAUGCCUCUCCUCUCCUUCUUCCUCCAUGCCUCUCCUCCCCUUCUUCCUCCAUGCCUCUCCUGUCCUUCUUCCUCCAUGCCUCUCCUGUCCUUCUUCCUCCAUGCCUCUCCUUCUUCCUCCAUGCCUCUCCUCUCCUCUUCCUCCAUGCCUCUCCUCUCUCUCUAUCCUCCAUGCCUUUCUCUGUCCUUCUUCCCUCCAUUGCCUCUCACUCUCUUCUUCCUCCAUGCCUCUCCUCUCCUUCUUCCUCCAUGCCUCUCCUCCUUCUCCUCCAUGCCUCUCCUCCCUCUUCCUCCUGCCUCUCCUCCCCUUCUUCCUCCAUGCCUCUCCUCUCCUUCUUCCUCCAUGCCUCUCCUCCCUUCUUCCUCCAUGCCUCUCCUCCCUUCUUCCUCCAUGCCUCUCCUCUCCUUCUUCCUCCAUGCCUCUCCUCUCCUUCUUCCUCCAUGCCUCUCCUUCCUUCUUCCUCCAGCCUCUCUCCCUUCUUCCUCCAUGCCUCUCCUCCCUUCUUCUCUCCCAUCCUCCCUUCUCACUUCCAUGCCUCCAUCCCUCUCUAUCCUCCUCCCUCUUCCUCCAUGGCCUCUCCUCCCCUUCUUCCUCCAUGCCUCUCCUCCCUUCUUCCUCCUGCCUCUCCUGCCUUUUCCUCCAUGCCUCUCCUCUCCUUCUUCCCUUCCAUGCCUCUCUCCUUCUUCACCUCGUCCAUCACUUGGUCCUCUCCUACUCCUUCCUCCAUUCCUCUCUGGUCCUUCUCCUGCCGUCCUACUCUCUCCUACUCUCCAGCCUCACCUCUACUGCUCACUCCUGUCAUCAACCUUGGUCCUCCCUUCAGUCUCCCUAUAUGGUCACUCUGGAUCGUCCUACUCUACUGUCCUCCAGUCUAAUCUCUGUACUCUCUGGGCAUCCCUCUAUGGUCACUCUGGUCAGUCUAACUCUAUGGUCACUCUGGUCAGUCUAACUCUAUGGUCACUCUGGUCAGUCUAACUCUAUGGUCACUCUGGUCAGUCUAACUCUAUGGUCACUCUGGUCAGUCUAACUCUAUGGUCACUCUGGUCAGUCUAACUCUAUGGUCACUCUGGUCAGUCUAACUCUAUGGUCAUCUCUGGUCCAGUCUAACUCUAUGGUCUCUCUGGUCAGUCUAACUCUAUGGUCAUCUCUGGUCAGUCUAACUCUAUGGUCACUCUGGUCAGUCUAACUCUAUGGUCACUCUGGUCAGUCUAACUCUAUGAUAUCUCUGGUCAGUCUAACUCUAUGUUCUCUCUGGUCAGUCUAACUCUAUGGUCUCUCUGGUCAGUCCAACUAUAUGGUCACUCUGGUCAGUCUAAGUCUUCUUCUGCUAAGUGUAUUCUAUAAAGUUUUCCCUCUCUGCCCCAUCCAUCUCUAUUCAGUGUCUUGCUCUGUAACUACUCUCUCUAACUACCGUACCUCUGCAAAACAAGUCCAGAACAAAGCCAAAGUGGAAACUAGGAAAACAAAACAUAUUGGGUCCUUUAAUUGCUGAAUACUGAUGAUGACUGUGCUGUUUGUAAUUUAAGUGUCAUUUUAUCUCCUCAGUAUGUUGUAUACGUUGGUUGUUGCUUCCUCUCCCUUCUUUUCCUGGAGUAGAUUGGACAAGGGGGGAGGGCGGAGCUUCCUCCCAUCGAUGGUCUGACAGACUCAGACUGUGGACCCAUCCUCCCUGUACCCAUGGGCAUCCGACCUAUCCUCAGCCGCUACCGCAUAGAGGUGAGACAACACUCCAUGACUAGGGAACAGCACUCAGAGAGGGUAGUAAAACUACAAGCUAGAGGGAUGGUAACUAGAAGAAAGAGAGAAAGUACCCCAAAGCUAGAAACUGGAAGGAGGAGGAACGCAGCUCCAGGUGGUGGAGGUAAGGGGAGCUAAAGGCAACCCCCAAAUAAGAUCUGGGGUGCUGUUCAAAUGGUCUGAUCCAGUCUGAUGUGUUGUGGUCCAGGUUCUGUUCUGGGGCCUGAGGGACCUGAAGAGGGUGAAUUUGGCCCAGGUGGACAGACCCAGGGUGGACAUAGAGUGUGCAGGGAGAGGAGUCCAGUCUGCUCUCAUUCAGAACUACAAGAAGAACCCCAACUUCAGCACCCUGGUCAAGUGGUUCGAGGUGGUGAGUAGAACCAGGUCAAAUCUUGAUGGCCUUUCAGACAAUGAAAGGCAGCAGAUACUGUACAUAUAGAAUGGAUUCAAGCUGGUUUAAUUAAAACGGACCUUAGAUCUUGCGUAUAGGCCAGGGCAACUUCAUAGACCCUUGUCCUAACUCUCUACGUGACCCCUGACCUUUGCCCCUUGACCCCAUCAGGACCUGCCAGAGAAUGAGCUGCUUCACCCUCCUCUGAACAUCCGGGUGGUGGACUGCAGAGCGUUUGGCCGCUACACCCUGGUGGGUUCCCACGCCGUCACCAGCCUGCGACGCUUCAUCUAUAGCCCCCCAGACAAGAUGCACAACAACUGGGCCAGCCCAGGUAGGCCUACUCACACUAUGCAAGACGCACAAAAACUGGGCCAGCCCAGGUAGGCCUACUCACACUAUGCAAGACGCACAAAAACUGGGCCAGCCCAGGUAGGCCUACUCACACUAUGCAAGACGCACAAAAACUGGGCUUAGCCCAGGUAGGCCUACUAACACUAUGCAAGACGCACAAAACUGGGCCAGCCAAGGUAGGCCUACUCACAGUAUGCAAGACACACAAAAACUUGGCCAGCCCAGGUAGGCCUACUCACACUAUGCAAGACGCACAAAAACUGGGCCAGCCCAGGUAGGCUGACACUUUUCUACUGCUUUUUAUUUAUAUUACUAGAGAUUACAUUUUUGUAUUGGUGUGGGGAAUCCAAUACCAUGUAUUUGUACUAUAUGAGUAUAUACACUACCGUUCAAAAGUUUGGGGUCACUUAGAAAUGUCCUUGUUUUCCAUGAAAACAUACAUUAAAUGAGUUUGAAUAGGAAAUAUAGUAAAAUGAAUAGGAAAUGUAGUCAUUGACAAGGUUAGAAAUAAUGAUUUUUAAUUGAAAUAAUAAUUGUGUCCUUCAAACUUAGCUUUCGUCAAAGAAUCCUCCUUUGGCAAUCUAGUUGUCAAUUUGUUGAGGAAAUCUGAAGAGAUUUCACCCAUGCGUCCUGAAGCACCACCCACAAGUAGGAUUGGCUUGAUGGGCACUUCUUACGUACCAUACGGUCAAGCUGCUCCCACAACAGCUCAAUAGGGUUGAGAUCCGGUGACUGUGCUGGCCACUCCAUUAUAGACAGAAUACCAGCUGACUGCUUCUUCCCUAAAUAGUUCUUAAAUAGUUUGGAGCUGUGCUUUUGGGUUGUAGGAGGAAAUUGGCUCCAAUCAAGCACCGUCCACAGGGUAUGGCAUGGCGUAGCAAAAUGGAGUGAUAGCCUCCCUUUUACCCUGUACAGAUCUCCCACUUUACCACCACCAAAGCACCCCCAAGACCAUCACAUUGCCUCCACCAUGCUUGACAGAUGGCAUCAAGCACUCCUCCAGCAUCUUUUCAUUUGGUCUGCGUCUCACAAAUGUUCUUCUUUGUGAUCCGAACACCUCAAACUUUGAUUCUUCUGUCCAUAACACUUUUUUCCAAUCUUCCUCUGUCCAGUGUCUGUGUUCUUUUGCCCAUCUUAAUCUUUUAUUUUUAUUGGCCAGUCUGAGAUAUGGCUUUUUCUUUGCAACUCUACCUAGAAGGUCAGCAUCCCGGAGUCGCCUCCUCACUGUUGACAUUGAGACUGGUGUUUUGCGGGUGCUAUUUAAUGAAGCUGCCAGUUGAGGACCUGUGAGGCGUCUGUUUCUCAAACUAGACACUCUAAUGUAUUUGUCCUCUUGCUCAGUUGUGCACCAGGGGCCUCCCACUCCUCUUUCUAUUCUGGUUAGAGCCAGUUUGCAUUGUUCUGUGAAGGGAGUAGUACACAGCGUUGUACGAGAUCUUCAGUUUCUUGGCAAUUUCUUGCAUGGAAUAGCCUUCAAUUCUCAGAACAAGAAUAGACUGACGAGUUUCAGAAGAAAGUUAUUUGUUUCUGGCUAUUUUGAGCCUGUAAUCGAACCCACAAUUGCUGAUGCUCCAGAUACUCAACUAGUCUCAAGAAGGCCAGUUUUAUUGCUUCUUUAUUCAGCACAACAGUUUUCAGCUGUGCUAACAUAAUUGCAAAAUGGUUUUCUAAUUAUCAAUUAGCCUUUUAAAAUGAUAAACCUGGAUUAUCAAAUGCAACGUGCCAUUGGAACACAGGACUGAUGGUUGCUGAUAAUGGGCCUCUGUACGCCUAUGUAGAUAUUCCAUUAAAAAUCAGCAGUUUCCUAGCUACAAUAGCCAUUUACAACAUUAACAAUGUCUACACUGUAUUUCUGAUCAAUUUGAUGUUAUUUUAAUGGACAAAAAAAUUGCUUUUCUUUCGAAAACAAGGACAUUUCUAAGUGACCCCAAACUUUUGAACGGUAGUGUACAUUUGUUAAUAUGUAUAAACUGUAUAUUCUCAGAAUCUAAUCUUCCAUAUUCUUUUCAACAGUUUGUGAUUUCCUCUCAGACUGAAUCAGACCUGCUUGUGAAUAUGAAUCUGUAUUUCCUACUGCUUUGCUCACUUUGAUGCUUCUUUGCUUUUUCCCACUCCUUCUCUCCUCUCCUUCUCUCCCUGUCUCUGUACCAAUCUGUCUUCUCUCUCGCUCUCUCUCACUCUCCCUCUUUCUCUCUCUCACUCUCCCUCUUGCUCCCUCUUGCUCUCUCUCGUUCCAUUUCUUGGUGUGUCCUGUUCCUCCUCGGUCACUCCCCUGACCCCUUCCAGCUAGACUGAUGAAUGGCUACAUGGUCGUGACCAACGGGGGGUCCCAAUCUCGCCCCUGCUCCCCUUACUCCCGCACCCCACCCCACACCCUCUCUCGCCCCGCAGGUGAUGUCACAGUCAACAUGGAUGCCGACCCCUCAGUCAGGAAGAUGGACACGGUGGUGAAGCUAGACGCUGUAAGCUUUGACACACGUGUCUCUGAUGUUUAUCACUUUUGAUUUCAUGUUUUUGGAAUGAAAAGGACAGAAGAAGAGAUGCCCUCAAGGACAAAAUUGAGGUUGAUGGCUUUACCUCUGGUCCUGUGUGUGGUGUAAAAUUAAUUCAUGUUUUGUUUAGAUGUAUAUAUUUUGUGUUUCAUUUGUGUGUUUUUGUGUGACCCUCCCCCUGUAGACGUCUGAUGCAGUUGUUAAAGUUGAUGUGGUAAGUCCUGGCAUGGAUCUGUCCCCCAACAUUUGAAAGAGCUUCACAGUGUGGACAGACAUCAAUGCGCACCUGUAACAUCUACUAUGAUCUACUAUGCUAGUUAGCACUUUGUUUGAUCAGACGCUCUCUCUCGUACCCGCAGAACGAGGAGGAGAAAGAAGAGAAGAAGAAGAAAAAGAAGAAAAAGAAGGGAGAGGUGGAGGAGGAUGAUGAGACAGACGAGAGCAUGCUGGACUGGUGGUCCAAAUAUUUUGCUUCCAUAGAGACACUGAUGGAGGUGAGAGAUCGAUUCUGUUCAAUUCUAUUCUAUUCUAUUCUAUUCUAUUCUAUGCUAUUUUUUUAUGUUCUGUCUCGUAUGAAUAUGGUUAUAUUCUGGAAAUAGAGUGUUUGAGUAGUUCCAAUAAGACAACUGGAGUGAAUAAAGUCAGUUCCAUGUGUUUCUUGUGGGGAUAAUUCUGAUGUGUAGUUGUGUUUCCCAGAUCCUCAGGGCUCAGGAGGCAGUUCUGGCCGAGGCAGAGGAGAGGGAGGACCAGGAGAUAGCAGCAGAGGGAGCAGGUAAACCCUGCUAGUGCUGAGCGUCAAAAUAGAGCAACUGUUGGCUAACAUGACUCUCAGAAUGACAGGAUUCUGUGCCAGCUCUGAAUAGUGGAUGAGAAUGGGAGUAGUAUAUGGCUUUGGUGUGUGCUUUUUGAGAUGAAUGAGCUAUAGGAUCAGAAUGUCUGUCUCUGCCUGCUUGCAGACUGGUGGAGAGGGCACCAGAGUAAAGUAUAGCAUGUGAAGGCAUUGUAUGCAUUGCACUCCCUCCUCACUCUCAUCCUUCAUCCCUAGCACCCCCGACCCAAUUACCACCUAAAGUAGAAUGAAAACAUGACCUCAUAUCAUACCCAUCGACCCCUCACACCAGCAUGACCAACCCUGCCUUGCACUACCAUGAAAGUUGGCUGAUAAACUAAACCAUUAAGGAACGCAACUUUUGCUUAUAUGCUUAUAAGGCUUUUUCGAAUCAAUCCUUUUGUCCCUUAAUCCCCUGAUUUAACCAUAAAUGAUUCUCUAUCAAGCAAAUAAUGUGGAUACAUCAAAUAAAUCUAUACAUCUACUAAUUACCAUGAACUCAAUUUUAAAUCAAAGUGUAAAACUUUGAAAAAAUAUCAAUUUCUUGUUUACCAAAUUCCUAUUAAGAUAUUCUCCCAGAAUUUGAAAAGAUUAUAAUGUGGCUCUUGUGAUUACAAAUACAGGUAACUGCCAAAAUAAAGGAAUCACCUAAAUAAAGUGUCUUAAUAGGGCGUUGGGCCACCACGAACCAGAACAGCUUCAAUGCACCUUGGCAUAGAUUCUACAAGUGUCUGGAACUCUAUUGGAGGGAUGCGACACCGUUCUUCCACGAGAAAUUCCAUAACUUGGUGUUUUGUUGAUGGUGGUGGAAAAUGCUGUCUCAGGUGCCGCUCCAGAUUCUCCCAGAUAUGUUCAGUAGGGAUGAGAUCUGGUGACUGAGACGGCCAUGGCAUAUGUUUUCAUGCUCAUUCAGUGGCCACUCGUGCCCUGUGGAUGGGGGCAUUGUCAUCCUAUAGGGGCAUAGCCAUGGUAGCCAAAAUAAUGGCCAAAAUAAUGGCCUGCCCAGCAUGACCUUAAGCAUGACGGGAUGUUAAUUGCUUCCACACCUGUGUGGAAGCACCUGCUUUCAAUAUACUUUGUAUCACCUCAUUUACUCAAGUGUUUCCAUUAUUUUGGCAGUUACUUGUAUGUUCCAUUUUAAAUUAAUUACUCAUGAUGUCAUGGAUAUCAGUAGUGAUCCAAUUGACAUUUUAGUCAUUUAGCAGACGCUCUUAUCCAGAGCGACUUACAAUUAGUGAGUGCAUACAUUUUUCAUACUGGCCCCCAGUAGCCCUGGCAAUGGACGGCCAGAGGGGUCAGAUGUCAACUUUCAUGUUGAUUGACAUCUGGGGUGCUGUGUCGUGUCCAUCCCUUCGUCCCUCUUCACCCCUCCUCCUCCAUCAAUCCCCCCCCCCCCUCCCCUGCCCCCCCCCUCCACUCUCCCUCCUCCACUCCUUCCACUCUCCCCACAAUCAGAUAUCAAACCUGAUGACCUCCCUGUAAAAGGCUCCAAGUGGAAGGAGAAGAGCCAAGACAAGAGCAGGAACAAGGAGAAGAAGAAGAGUCACCAUGCAGGAGAGGGGACAGAGAAACGCUCCAGCAAACCCAAAGUGGACGAGCUGCUGGUCAGUAGGCCUAGAGAUUCCACUGGACACACACACACACACACACCUUGUCGUUCAGAGUGUGUCUGAUACCAUUGCGCGUGUGUGUACUGUCCAGGUGUACAACAAGGAGUUGGAGGCAGAGUAUGAUAACUUUGAGGACUGGCUCCACACCUUCAACCUGUACAGAGGGAAGGCAGGGGACGACGAUGAAGCAGCACUAGAUGACGACAGGAUCGUGGGCAGGUUCAAGGGCUCCAUGUGCAUGUACAAGUUGCCUCUGUCUGAGGAGAUCACCCGGGAGGUGGGCUUCGACCCUAACAUGGGCAUGUUCCAGAGCAUUCCACACAACGACCCUAUCAACGUGAUGGUGCGCGUCUUCGUCGUCAGGGUGAGUGACAGCCUAACCUCUAACCAUAAACUAAAUAUUUCCCAGAUUGUUGCUUUAAACUUCAGCGACCUAAUCAUGUAUCCUCAGUCAACUCACUUGGUAAAAUAAGGGUUCAAUAGAUUGUAGGAAUACAUUCAUAAAUAAAAACCUAAACCAUAACAAAAAAACAACUCUGUAUUCCAGGCCACAGACCUCCACCCUGCUGAUGUCAAUGGGAAAGCGGACCCCUACGUCGUCAUCAAACUGGGCAAGUCAGAGCUGAAGGAUAAAGAGAACUACAUCUCCAAACAGCUCAACCCUGUCUUUGGCAAGUGAGUGUGGAUUGGUUGCACAUUGGUGCUGAUUCAACAAGUCAACUCAUAUAGAAAAUUGCAAUCAAGUGUAUUGAAGCAUUACUUUACUCUUGUGACUGGCAUAGAUGCAUCGGCAGCUCAAUCUAUGAAAAGCUAACCACUUCUUAUCUCAAAUGUCAUCCCUACUCUCUCCAUAUCUCCCUUUCCUGUUUACCCCCCCCCCACUCCCAUUCCUCCUUCCCUCAUUCCUUCCCUCCCUCCACUCCCUCCACCUCCUCUCUCAGGGCAUUUGACAUCGAGGCUACAUUCCCCAUGGAGUCCAUGUUGACCGUGUCAGUGUACGACUGGGAUCUGGUGGGCACUGAUGACCUCAUCGGGGAGACCAAGAUUGACCUGGAGAACCGCUACUACAGCAAACACAGAGCUACCUGUGGCAUCGCUAACAACUACUCUGUGUGAGUUCCUGUCUGUCUGUCUGUCUGUCUGUCUGUCUGUCUGUCUGUCUGUCUGUCUGUCUGUCUGUCUGUCUGUCUGUCUGUCUGUCUGUCUGUCCAUGUCAUUCUGUUUUACUGUCCAUUGUCUGUCUGUCUGUCUGUCUGUUAGUUUGUUCCUCUGUCUGUCUGUCUCCCCAAAAAUAUUUAAGAAAAUAAAAAAUAAAGUAAAAAUCGAUAACAGUCUGGUGUUGUUGUUUGUUCCUGGUAGACAUGGUUACAACGUGUGGCGUGACCCCAUGAAGCCAAGCCAGAUCCUGGCCAAGCUGUGUAAGGAGGGCAAGCUGGACGGACCCCACUACGGCCCCGGGGGCAGGGUCAAGGUCGCCAACCGCAUCUUCAUGGGUGUUACAGAGAUCGAGGAUGAGAAUGGUAUGUUGUUGACGUACAGUAUGAUACAUUUGUGCUGUUGAAAAUAUAUUUAUUAAGCUUUGCCUACAUUUACAGAGACCUGGUAUUUACUGUGCGUGUGUGUGUGUGUGUGUGCGUGUGUGUGUGUGUGUGUGUGUGUGUACAGGUCUGAAGAAGCAGACAGAUGAGCACCUGGCCCUGACGGUGCUGAAGCACUGGGAGGAGAUCCCCAGGGUGGGCUGUAAACUCAUCCCAGAACACGUCGAGACAAGACCCCUGCUCAACCCUGACCACCCUGGCAUUGAACAGGUCACACACACACACACACUCCUACUUAUUAUUAGUAUAACGUUAUUAUAAGGGUUCAUCUGGAACUAAGAGUGUAGUUUAAUAAAUGUUGGUCACUUUUGAGUUCAUUAACAAUAUAGUGACUUAUAAGGGUACAAUUAUUAAUAAUGCCGGAUAAUGAAGCUGUUAUGAGCUGUUAUAACCUGUUAUGACCUCUGUUUAACCCCACAGGGGCGGAUUGAGAUGUGGGUAGACAUGUUCCCCAUGGACAUGCCAGCACCUGGACCCGCCAUCGACAUAUCACCACGUAAACCAAAGAAGUAUGUCCUGUCUGGGGCUGGAGGAAGUGUCAGUCAGUGUACACUCUUAGAAAAAAGGGUUAUUCGGCUGUCCCCAUAGGAGAACCCUUUUUGGUUCCAGCUAGAACCCUUUUGGAUUCAAUGUAGAACCCUCUGUGGAAAACGUUUCUACCUGGAACCAAAAAGGGUACUUCAAAGGGUUCUCCUAUGGGGACAGCCGAAUAACCCUUUUAGGUUCUAGAUAGCACCUUUUUAGUGUAGGUACAGCAGUGGAGGCUGGUGGGAGGAGCUAUAUGAGGACAGGCUCAUUGUAAUGGCUAGAAUGGAAUUAAUGGAACGGUAUCAAACACAUCAAACAAAUAGAAACCACAUGUUUGACUCCAUUCCAUUAAUACCAUUCCAGCAAUUACAGUGAGCCCGUCAUCCUAUAGCUCCUCCCACCAGCCUCCUCUGAGGUACAGUAUAUGCUAUACAUUACAGAUAGAUCAAGGGACAACCUAAACAUUUCUGAAAGGUUUGAUUGAAGUUUUGCUAUUUAUUUAUGAUCCUAUACGAAGGCUUGCGAAAGUAUUCACCCCCCUUGGCAUUUUUCCUAUUUUGUUGCCUUACAACCUGGAAUUAAAAUUGAUUUUUUGGGGGUUUGUAUCAUUUGAUUUACACAACAUGCCUACCACUUUGAAGAUGCAAAAUAUUUGUUCUUGUGAAACAGACAAGAAAUAAGACUAAAAACUGAACUUGAGCGUGCAUAACUAUUCACCACCCCAAAGUCAAUACUUUGUAGAGCCACCUUUUGUAGCAAUUACAGCUGCAAGUCUCUUGGCGUAUGCCUCUAUAAGCUUGGCACAUCUAGCCACUGGGAUUUUUGCCCAUUCUUCAAGGCAAAACUGCUCCAGCUCCUUCAAGUUGGAUGGGUUCCGCUGGUGUACAGCAAUCUUUAAGUCAUACCACAGAUUCUCAAUUGGAUUGAGGUCUGGGCUUUGACUAGGCCAUUCCAAGACCUUUAAAUGUUUCCCCUUAAACCACUCAAGUGUUGCUUUAGCAGUAUGCUUAGGGUCAUUGUCCUGCUGGAAGCUGAAUCUCCGUCCCAGUCUCAAAUCUCUGGAAGACUGAAACAGGUUUCCCUCAAGAAUUUCCCUGUAUUUAGCGCCAUCCAUCAUUCCUUCAAUUCUGACCAAUUUCCCAGUCCCUGCCGAUAUAAAACAUCCCCACAGCAUGAUGCUGCCACCACCAUGCUUCACUGUGGGGAUGGUGUUCUCGGGGUGAUGAGAGGUGUUGGGUUUGCGCAAGACAUAGCAUUUUCCUUGAUGGCCAAAAAGCUCAAUUUUAGUCUCAUCUGACCAGAGUACCUUCUUCCAUAUGUUUGGGGAGUCUCCCACAUGCCUUUUGGUGAACACCAAACAUGUUUGCUUAUUUUUGUCUUGAAGCAAUGGAUUUUUUCUGCCCACUCUUCCGUAAAGCCCAGCUCUGUGAAGUGUACGGCUUAAAGUGGUCCUAUGGACAGAUACUCCAAUCUCCGCUGUGGAGCUUUGCAGCUCCUUCAGGGUUAUCUUUGGUCUCUUUGUUGCCUCUCUGAUUAAUGCCCUCCUUGCCUGGUCCGUGAGUUUUGGUGGGCGGCCCUCUCUUGGCAGGUUUGUUGUGGUGGCAUAUUCUUUCCAUUUUUUAAUAAUGGAUUUAAUGGUGCUCCGUGGGAUGUUCAAAGUUUCAGAUAUUUUUUUAUAACCCAACCCUGAUCUGUACUUCUCCACAACUUUGUCCCUGACCUGUUUGGAGAGCUCCUUGGUCUUCACGGUGCCGCUUGCUUGGUGGUGCCCCUUGCUUAGUGGUGUUGCAGACUCUGGGGCCUUUCAGAACAGGUGUAUAUAUACUGAGAUCAUGUGACACUUAGAUUGCACACAGGUGGACUUUAUUUAACUAAAUAUGUGACUUCUGAAGGUAAUUGGUUGCACCAGAUCUUAUUUAGGGUCUUCAUAGCAAAGGGGGUGAAUACAUAUGCACUCACCACUUUUCUGUUAUUAAUUUUUUAGAAUUAUUUGAAACAAGUUAUUUUUUUCAUUUCAUUUCACCAAUUUGGACUAUUUUGUGUAUGUCCAUUACAUGAAAUCCAAAUAAAAAUCCAUUUAAAUUACAGGUUGUAAUGCAACAAAAUAGGGAAAACGCCAAGGGGGAUGAAUACUUUUGCAAGGCUCCGUAUGAGUCUCAAAUCAGAAGGACUUGUACUUUUCCUACUUAUAUCCCUUCCAGGUUUUCUGUGGUAAGUGUUGUAUCUCAUUAGAGUAGGUUGGUUAUCUAGCACUAGACCUGGGAUGGUACAUGUCUUACCAUAGGAGUGUACAGCCACGUUCCAGGGCGAAGUAAGCACUAGACAACAACAGUCCAACUGUGUGUGUGUUCCUUUCACCCCCCUCACCAGAUAUGAGCUCAGGGUGAUUAUAUGGAAUACUGAUGAAGUAAUUCUGGAGGACGAUGAUUACUUCACAGGGGAAAAGUCCAGUGACAUAUUUGUCAGGGGGUAGGUACCACAGAGGGCCUCGGCGUUAUGCCCCGAUCGCCCCGUGGGUGUGACGAAGUGGCGUGCUGCGUUUUUUGGUGUUAAUCAUUACUUUUUUGUUUUGUUGUUUUGUUUGUUUCCACGUUUUCCGUGUGUUGCGUGUUUGUUUGUCGUCCUCUCUUUCUCUCUCUCUCUCUCUCUCUCUCUCUCUCUCUCUCUCUCUCUCUCUCUCUCUCUCUCUCUCUCUCUCUCUCUCUCUCUCUCUCUCUCUCUCUCUCUCUCUCUCUCUCUCCUGUGUGUCGAUGCUGUGCUGUGGUCCAGCUUUGAACUGCGUGUUAUAAUUUGGAACACUGAUGACGUAGUUCUAGAGGACGAUGCUUUCAUGACAGGAGAAAAGAUGUCUGACAUUUAUGUCAGGGGGUAAAACACACGUUUACAUCGCAUGACUCGUACAAACCCCUUCCCCUUUCCUUCCCCUCCCCUCCCUCAGCUAUCCAACCAGCACGCGGCUCCCCUGCUCAAGACCCAACCCUUCUCCCUCAGCCCUCCUAUUAGCACGCAGUAAACCACAACGCCUUCACGCCUACAGACAGAGGAAGCCAAUCAGGACCAUACCACUUAAACAGCCUAAAGAGGUCAACGUGUCAACAAAUGACACUAGGGCUAGGCCAUCUACUAAUUUGAAAUUCACUAAUCAUUAUUGAAUUAACCAGAUAAUGGAUUGCAAACGGUUUGCAAUAAGUUCUGUGAAUGACACACUUAGAAGAAAAACAAUUCUCUGUUCUCAUGCACAUUAAAUUGGAUAUAAGCUAGGAUAACUCAAUAACAGUAUUCCAUUGUGACUUGCCAAUUGCUAAUCAUCCUUACUAUCAUUAGUUUAAAUGGUAUGGUCCUGCAUUCCUACAACAGUUGUAGGUUGUCUUCGGCAGGGGUCAAAACUACUCGCGAUUCCAGGAAGUCUCAUGCAUGACAGCAUUAGCGAAAAAUGCUUGCAUGGAAAAUGGACUGGAUUCCAUAUUGUUUUUGCAAUUGUAUUGUCAUUUGCUGCCUCUGAUUAAUGAUGCUGUUGAUAGUAUAUCAAUACUAAUGGACAUUCAAAGUCGUAGAAAAGUUUCUCAAAUGUGCCCACCUUCAGGGUUUCAAUUCAGUCCAUUCAGAAAAUUUGUUGAAAUUCCAGUUGAAGAAUUUUAAACUGCCAUACAUUUUCUAAGAUACAUUUUCAAUUCUUGAAAUUGGAAUUUUGCUUUCCUUUCUGAAUUGAAAUGGAAUUGAACCCAACCCUGCUCACCAACCACUGGCCACUUGGCGCCACUGCAGCGGAUAAACUCAGUCUGCACUCCACACUGUGCUGAGCCUGCAUUGAGACUAGAUUUGCAUUGUAUGACACUUCUGUUAAUGUUAAUCUCGUAUCUGCAUCUUCCCUCCAAUGAAGGAAUGGACUGUCAUAAAGGCUUUUUAAAUAAUUGAUUUGACUCUUUUUGUAAAGCUUUGUGUGUGCAUGGCAUUUGUAAUUAUGUGACCGUCCAACACCAAAUCAGGUCAUUUGUAUUUAAAUACACAGUUUAAACUCUAUUCUUAUUCAGUUGUUAUACGGUGGUACACUUUUUAUAGAAUUCACCUAGGUGCACACACUAUGACCACUAUUUCACAGCCAUGUUUCAAUUUGAUUGAAUUAAUAAUCAUUUCUCAUUACUGGCUGGUUUCUUAUUGGAGGGUCGCACCAUACGUGUUUUGCUUUUCAAAUACUAACAUCCCUUUUUGUGUAUUCAGUGGACCAGACCUGUAAUGCAUACAACACAUACUGAGUCAUACUAUGAAUGAUCCAUAGCAAUCUCAAAUCACAUUAACUGAUGUAAAAUGGUGAUCUGAUCUUCACUGCAUCUGCCUAAAUUUCACAGACAACCUUCACACAGAGCAUGAUAAGUGAAGCUUGUUAAUAUGCUAAAAGAACACAAUAAUAACACAGUCCUUAUACUCUAUUUACUACAUCAUCAGGUCAACAUGACCCUCACCUCUAACCCCGUAUGACCUUUGACCUUUAACCCAGCUGGCUGAAGGGUCAGCAGGAGGACAAGCAAGACACAGACGUCCACUACCACUCUCUGACGGGCGAGGGGAAUUUCAACUGGCGCUUCGUGUUCCCCUUCGACUACCUGAUGGCUGAGGAGAAGAUCGUCAUCUCCAAAAAGGAGUCCAUGUUCUCCUGGGACGAGACCGAGUACAAGAUCCCUGCACGCCUCACCCUGCAGGUCUGGGACGCUGACCACUUCUCUGCUGAUGACUUCCUAGGUAGGCCUACACUGCUGGAGCUCUCUAGAACUCUAGGCAUUCUUCUUUUUAUUUUUCUUAAAUGUUCUCCAUUCGCUCUGCCAUAUAUAUCUCCUUUCUCUCAUCCCUCAAGCUCUUUCAACUCUUGUCCUCUUUCUCUCCAGGUCCUUCUCUCUGUGUCUCAGUCUGUCUCUACCUCUUUGUCUUUGUAUCUCCUCAGAUAUUGCCUCAGUUAUCUUCUAAUGUCAUGUAUUGUCUCUCCUGACAGGUGCGAUAGAGCUGGACCUGAACAGGUUUUCCCGCGGGGCGAAGACAGCCAAGCAGUGUUCUAUAAACAUGGUCCAGAACCAGGCAGAGCUGCCCUGUAUAUCCAUCUUCAAACAGAAGAGAGUCAAGGGCUGGUGGCCAUUCGUGGCCCGCGACGAGAACGACAAGAUGGAACUCACGGUGAGAGAGAGGAGAGAGAGGAGAGAGAGGAGAGAGAGGAGAGGAGAGAGAUCAUGGGAAUGAUUGUGUCUUCCUCUCAGGGUAAAGUGGAGGCGGAGCUUCAUCUGAUGUCGGCAGAGGAGGCAGAGAAAAGUCCUGUUGGUCUGGGACGCAAUGAGCCUGACCCACUGGAGAAACCAAAGUAAGAUAUUUACAUUUACAGUAUACACACACACUCACACUAAGACUAUACACACAUACACAUACAGACAAAAUGUACACAAUCACUAAUAACUCAAUGUUAAAAGCGAAGGUGGGAAACAGAAAAUAAUGGCACAGAGUCAGACAUGGUCAACUUUCCUAUACUCCUCCACUUCCUUCCGGGGUUCUAUUCACAUUAUGCAGAAAACCACUGUGCAAGUGUUAAAAGAGACUGUAUUUCUCCCAAAUGGUCAUUUAUUUCAAAACCUCUCAUCCUGCAUCCAUCAGAAGCUGAUAAUGGUUUACAUUUUAGUAGACUCUCUUAUCCAGAGCGACUUACAGUAGUGAGUGCAUACACCUUUCUUUAUUUUUCGCACUGGUCCCCCAUGGGAAUCGAACUAACAACCCUGGCGUUGCAAGCACUGUGCUCUACCAACUGAGCCACACAGGCUUAUUCAGAGGAUAUGUGAUGCACACAAUGGUUUAGAAAUAAUAAUAAGAAAUACAGUCUAUUUUGACACCUGUACCUCGUUGCAAUGUGAACACACUUUCACACCAUCACACUGUUCUCUUCAUGUCAUCUCUUCACGUUUCCCUCUGUUUCCUUUCUCUGUGUUGCCUCCCUCUCUCCCCUCCAACCUGCGUUGUCUUUCCUUCCAUCUACAUCCCCUCCACCCCUCCCUUCCUCUCCUCCUCCUCCCCUCCUUCUGAAGUCGCCCGGACACCAGUCUCAUGUGGUUUGUGAACCCUCUGAAGUCCAUCCCCUACUUCAUCUGGCACAACUACCGCUGGCUGAUCCUCAAGGCCCUGGGCCUGCUGCUGCUGCUACUCCUGCUGGGUCUAUUCCUCUACUCCUUCCCUGGCUACCUGGUCAAGAAGAUGCUGGGGGCCUGAGGGUGCUGAGACCUAUCAGGGCCACUGGUAGCCCCCUCUCUAUUCUCCUAUCCUAGCGUCCCCUCUCCUGUCCUCUGUUCCUCCUUUUCUGUCACUUUUUCUUUCUCAUUUACCCUCUCUCUGGUCCUCUCCUGUUCUCUCCUCUGUUCCUCCUUUUUACUGAUCCCAUAUCGCUUCUCUCUCUGUCUAUCCUUUUCCUCCCAUCUCCUGCGGUAUCUGUCACUCAAUGGAUUUUAUCACAUCUUCCUCUCCGCUUUCUACCACCUUCCUUUUCUAUAACCUCUUUCUUCUAUCCUUCAACCUCUUUCAUCUCUUGUCUAUCUUUUCAGGUCCUAUUUUCCGCAUCUCAGGUCUGUCUCUCAAUCUUUGUAUUUUCUCAGAUAUACACAGAUUGUGUCCGGUUCCGUUUCCUCUUUGCAUUGUUUCUCUCGUCUCUCAACCUGUCAAUCAUGAGUCUGCCAUUGUGCCCUACACUGUCAUUACACUGGCGGCUUUAGGUUAAGACUUUAUUAUAUGCACUGUCAAACUUUUCCCUGUAAAUGACCAGCAUUAUACUGGCACCAGAGUUGCUAGCGGACUAAACUCCACUCCAUGGUGAAGGAAGUUUAUGAUGAACUUCACCAACAGAGUGGAGCAGAGACCAGGCUUUGUGGAAUAUCUAGCUCCGACUACAUCGAUUCGCCCAAGGUCAAUACUUUAACAAAAAAAAUUAUAAUAAUGAAACGCCUACCUGGUACCUAUGUUUGUCUUCUGUAGUUGUAUGCCUUUCUUUGUUUGCUGAAAUCUGUACUUUUUCAAUAAAUGUUAAUCAAAUACAACCACCGACUUUUUGCUCGUUUCUGUUUCUCAGAUGGCAACUUAGUGUGAAUGCGCAUGUGCCCAUUGAAUGUCCGAUGAGGUAGGCCUAGGUCUCCAAAUACUAAUUGUCCAAUCAAAUCACACAAUCUACAGAUGGUAUGUCGACCAAUCAAAUUUUGCAGAUCAUUACAGGUGCCAGUAAAAACUAAAUGUUGCGCAUAACUUUUUUAUUUCCAGAGAUACUGAGAAAUAACGAGAGAGAGAAAUCAUAGAAAGAUAUGUUUUUUGUACAUAUUACAAUCAUUUUAUAGCCUAGGUUUAUUUUACAAACAUAAUCGGAGAUUCAAUUGCGUAUCCGUGAUGAGUUGCCAUCUUAAUUUAUUUAAAAAGUAUGGAUUUCAACAAACAAAGAAAGGCAUACAAUAACAGAGGACGAACAUGGGUACCAGGUAGGUGUUUCAUGAUUUACUUUUUUUGAAAAGUAUUGACCUUGAAUCGAUGUAGUCAGAGCUAGAUUCCACAAAGCCUGGUCUCUGCUCCAAUCUGUUGGUGAAAUGAAUCAUAAACUUCCUUCACUAUGGAGGGGAGUUUAGUCCUCUACAGAGUUGCCAACUUAAUACUGUAAUUUUGCUUUACAGCAGAGAAGCUGUAAUAUAUUUUACAGUACCAUUUUCCUUACUGUAAAACAUGUUACAGAAUACAGCAUCCCUGCUGUAAAUGUACAUCACAGCAGGGAUGCUGUAAUGUUUUACAGUAAGGGAAAUAGUACUGUAAAAUAUAUAACAGCAUCUCUGCUGUACAGCAAAAUUACAGUACUAAGCUGGCAACUCUGGUGCCAGGAUAAUGCUGUAAAUGUACAUUGAAAUUCUUGCUGAAAUCUAAAUGUAAGAUAAAAAAUACAUUUGAACAUAAAAUACAUUUAUUCAAGUUGGUAACAACAUUAACUGCAAAUUAACAAUAAGGGCUGUCAUUAUAUGGGCGGUAGGUAGCCUAUCGGUUAAGAGCAUUGGGCUGGUAAUUGAAAGGUCACUGGUUCGAAUCCCUGAGCCAAUUAGGUGAAAAAACGAUCAAUGUGCCCUUGAGCAAGACACUUAAACCUAAUUGUUCCUGUAAGUCACUCUGGAUAAGAAGGUCUGCCAAAUGACAAAAAUGUCAAACAAUCAUCGUCCCAUUUUAUGUCUUCAUUGUCUGCGGAAUAUAUCUGUGCUUAGCUGACUGUGCAGUGGUCUUUUGCUUAAUAAAAAUAAUGUAGUUAUUUCAUAAAGAGGGUUGUUUGCGUAGUAGUGCAUGGAGAAAUGUGAUCAGUUAGAAAUAGUCAUACAUCAUAUAUGACUUACAAACCACUAACACUGGCUCUCCUCUUUUCUCUUUUUAUCCUCUACCUCUGCCCCCCUUAUCACCGUUUCCUCACCCCAUCCACUAUCCUCCCUUCAUCCCACUCACCCCUCUGUCCCCCACCUCUACCUCUCCCACAACCGCCCUCCAUCUACCCCAUGUCCUUCUCCACUCCCUUCCCCUAUAUCCUCCUUUUCACCCUUUUAACCGUCACCCCCCCAUCCUGUCCAUCAUAUGACCCACUAUCUACCCCCCCUAUCCCCUCACCCAUCCUCUCUAACCUCCCCUCCCCCCUCCCCCAGUCGGCCAGACACCACCUUCCUGUGGUUCCUGAGCCCGCUGAAGGCCAUCCGCUACCUGGUGUGUAACCGCUACAAGUGCCUCAUCAUCAAAAUCAUUGUGGCCCUGCUGCUGCUCAUGAUGCUGGGGCUCUUCCUCUACAGCAUGCCUGGCUACCUGGUCAAGAAGCUGCUGGGGGCCUGAGGGGGCUGAAUGGGGCUGCAGGGUGUGUACCAGGGUGGCAUGGAGAUGGCCUGGAGGUGGUCUAGACGCAGGGGAGGGGUGGUGGGUGAGAUACCGCACACUUCCCAUUUCUACUGUUUCUACCACAUCCCCUAGUCUCUUCCUCAGUCCCCUCUCCCCAAACACACUCGCUUCAGUGUUGCUGAGAGAGGGCGUAAGGAAGAGAAUGAGGGAGGGAAAGGUGGAUACAUGCGGAGACAAGAUUGUUGCAGGCCCACAGUCCCCUCCCUCAGCAUCCCAGCCUUGCCCCCGCCCCACCACCCCUCUAACCUUGGCAGUGCUGCUGAACACACCUUCUACUCAAAGACGUUCUAUCUAUCCCUUGGACUUUUUAUCUAUCCCUUGGACUACUAAAAACUAAGAACGUCCAUCUACAGUGAGGAAAAAAAGUAUUUGAUCCCCUGCUGAUUUUGUAUGUUUGCCCACUGACAAAGAAAUGAUCAGUCUAUAAUUUUAAUGGUAGGUUUAUUUGAACAGUGAGAGACAGAAUAACAACAAAAUAAUUCAGAAAAACGCAUGUCAAAUAUGUUACAAAUUGAUUUGCAUUUUAAUGAGGGAAAUACGUAUUUGACCCCCUCUCAAUCAGAAAGAUUUCUGGCUCCCAGGUGUCUUUUAUACAGGUAACGAGCUGAGAUUAGGAGCACACUCUUAAAGGGAGUGCUCCUAAUCUCAGCUUGUUACCUGUAUAAAAGACACCUGUCCACAGAAGCAAUCAAUCAAUCAGAUUCCAAACUCUCCACCAUGGCCAAGUCCAAAGAGCUCUCCAAGGAUGUCAGGGACAAGAUUGUAGACCUACACAAGGCUGGAAUGGGCUACAAGACCAUCGCCAAGCAGCUUGGUGAGAAGGUGACAACAGUUGGUGCGAUUAUUCGCAAAUGGAAGAAACACAAAAUAACUGUCAAUCUCCCUCGGCCUGGGGCUCCAUGCAAGAUCUCACCUAGUGGAGUUGCAAUGAUCAUGAGAACGGUGAGGAAUCAGCCCAGAACUACAUGGGAGGAUCUUGUCAAUGAUCUCAAGGCAGCUGGGACCAUAGUCACCAAGAAAACAAUUGGUAACACACUACGCCGUGAAGGACUGAAACCCUGCAGCGCCCGCAAGGUCCCCCUGCUCAAGAAAGCACAUAUACAGGGCCGUCUGAAGUUUGCCAAUGAACAUCUGAAUGAUUCAGAGGAGAACUGGGUGAAAGUGUUGUGGUCAGAUGAGACCAAAAUGGAGCUCUUUGGCAUCAACUCAACUCGUCGUGUUUGGAGGAGGAGGAAAUGCUGCCUAUGAUCCCAAGAACACCAUCCCCACCGUCAAACAUGGAGAUGGAAACAUUAUGCUUUGGGGGUGUUUUUCUGCUAAGGGGACAGGACAACUUCACCGCAUCAAAGGGACGAUGGACGGGGCCAUGUACCGUCAAAUCUUGGGUGAGAACCUCCUUCCCUCAGCCAGGGCAUUGAAAAUGGGUCGUGGAUGGGUAUUCCAGCAUGACAAUGACCCAAAACACACGGCCAAGGCAACAAAGGAGUGGCUCAAGAAGAAGCACAUUAAGGUCCUGGAGUGGGCUAGCCAGUCUCCAGACCUUAAUCCCAUAGAAAAUCUGUGGAGGGAGCUGAAGGUUCGAGUUGCCAAACGUCAGCCUCGAAACCUUAAUGACUUGGAGAAGAUCUGCAAAGAGGACUGGAACAAAAUCCCUCCUGAGAUGUGUGCAAACCUGGUGGCCAACUACAAGAAACGCCUGACCUCUGUGAUUGCCAACAAGGGUUUUGCCACCAAGUACUAAGUCAUGUUUUGCAGAGGGGUCAAAUACUUAUUUCCCUCAUUCAAAUGCAAAUCAAUUUAUAACAUUUUUGACAUGCGUUUUUCUGGAUUUUUUUGUUGUUAUUCUGUCUCUCACUGUUCAAAUAAACCAUAAACCUAACAUUAAAAUUAUAGACUGAUCAUUUCUUUGUCAGUGGGCAAACGUACAAAAUCAGCUGGGGAUCAAAUACUUUUUUCCCCUCACUGUAUCUUCUACUCUACAGUAGCACAGUGGGCCUAACCAUCCCUGCACUGACCACUGACUAACCAAUCAAACGUCUUGCCCCUGAUCUGAUCAUCAAUGAUGCGGCAUACCCUGAUGUAACAUUUUAGAGAUUGUUUAUUUAUUGAUCUAUUUCUUUGUUUAUUUAUGACUUAAAUGAUUUAGAAGGACAUUGUUAGUGGUCAGUUGAUCGGUACUGUUGGUCAUGCAUGGACACACAUUUCUCAAGUGAUGUUGUAAUAUUUCCCAUUACUUCUAUUGUAUGCCUGUUUUUAAAUGGGAAUCAUGGGGUUGGUUGGUGUGAUCACUUGAACUUGACAAAAAAUGGAUUGUUUCCAACAGUUCAAUAAUGUUCCUCUUUAGCUCUUGCAGCCUUUGCACACAUCUUAAAUAAUGAUGAAGAGAUUGAACAACAGAUGUCUAUUUUCCUAGGACCUAGUUUAACAAGAUUUAAAGAGGGACAAAGAAUACAAGAAUAACUGUUGAAUAUGAAUCAACUACUGAGCUAAGCUUGGUUUAAUUUGUGUCCUCAAACACCAACAAUUAAUGGAACAAUGCUUAUUUCUUCAGCCCUUCCUUCAGUGACCUGGAAUGCUCUUAUAGAUUGUUACUGUUAUCCAGUGAAUGCACAGUAGGCUUAGAGACAAAUACGCAUGCAACUGUAUUCUAACAUCUCACAGUGAUUCAGUUUAUAUGGUCAUCUGACAAGGCAUGACCUUCUUUCCAUUGUAGCUUUACAGUCCGUUACUAAACCUUUUAUUUAUGUCCGGAUCUUGACAUUAUCUUUUUUUGUUUACAAUGCAGAAAUUCCUAAGUGGUUAUGUGCACCUUAUAGCACAUGAGAGGUACGGUAAUAGGGAGGCUGGCUUGGCCUCUUGACCUCUACCCUAUCGGCCUAUCAGAUUACUUGGUUUGCCCUAUCGGCCUAUCAGAUUAUCAGUUUUAUUACUAUGCAUACUACCUUCCUCUAAUUACUUGUUUUUGAUUUACUUUUGAUUAUUAUUGAUAUUGUACUGCAAUGUUGAGGGAGCUAGCACGUAAGCAUUGCACCGCACCUUUUAUACCUGCUGUAAACUGUGUAGGCGAUGAAUACAAUUUGAUUUGAGAUGACUUGGUUUGCUGUGGGCAGUUCCCUCAUGUUUUCCCUUGCUUGACCUACCUGUAGUUAUGAUGCGGGUUGGCAUUUUUUGGCAUGAAUCUUGUUCUGGAGGCAGCUCUGCAGAGUGGUCACUAGCUGGCCUGGCCACAAAGUCAUAAAAUCUUAUUUUGAACUUAACCCUAGCUUUAACCACACUGCUAACCCUAAUGGAUAACCCUAGCCUUCAAUUAAUGCCAACAUGCUAAUUUUAGUUUACAUACAUUUUUGCAAUAGCCAAUUUUGAGUGCAGCUCGCUCAGUUCUGCCUCAAGGACUAGACUCAUCCCAAAAAACGUCAACCUGCAGUUAUGACAUAAUUUGUGUUGCAGUCAUUUUAGUGAUCCCGUGUUCACAAAAUACAAACCAACAAAAAAAAGAUUUAUGUUUGCACUUACUCUCGCCUGUUUGUAUGAUAAAGUGUAUUUAUAUUUCUGUUAAAGUGUGCAAUCUUUAUUUUUUGUCUGUUUUAACAAUGAUUUGAAAUAAAUUGAAUGAAUUGAAAAAACUAUUUUGGGAAAUGUUAGGUUUGUAUCCGGUUACAUUUUAUAUGUGUCGCUGUGUUCUUGUGUGUGCCAGAGGUUGCAUGAGUAUCUAUACGACUCGUUGAGGGUAGAGUGUGUGCAUAUUGUUGUUGUGUGUGUGUGUGUGUAUAACAUCUCCAUCUCUCCCUGCAGUCGUCCGAACACCAGUCUGUCGUGGUUGCUGAGCCCGGUGCGUGUGGUAUGUAUCCUGGCCUGGAGGCAGUAUAAGCUGCACUGUGUUCUGCUGCUUGGGGCUGUCCUGGGACUUCUGUUCCUGGGCCUGCUCUUCUUCUCCCUGCCUUCUGCCCUCAGCAACAAGAUCUUCAAUGUCGCUGGCUGA
Molecule: messenger RNA, 30290 nt
Organism: Coregonus sp. 'balchen'
Lineage: Eukaryota; Metazoa; Chordata; Actinopteri; Salmoniformes; Salmonidae
Source: the annotation of a GenBank genome assembly